AUGGGUAAAGCCGUUAUUUGUUUGUUUGGUUGGUUGGGGGCUCAAACGGUUUUGUGGUUUAUCGUCUUCACAAAAGAACGAAAGGACACAUUCUUACUUCCACCACCUCAAACGGGAAAAACAACUGCAGAAUUAGCAGUAAAAGUAAUAUCAUUCUUUCUCGGCGGGAAAAGAGCCAGUAAACAUGGAGUCUUCAAUUUUAAAUUGAUUUUUGUAAAAUAUGCCACGCAACUACACGGCAAAAUCAUUCGUACCAUCAUGCUCGAGGAUGAUCACGCUUGA
Sclerotinia sclerotiorum 1980 UF-70 is the source of this 282-nucleotide messenger RNA. RefSeq lists its product with no specific name. The transcript has 3 exons. The record is from RefSeq and is a predicted model, not a curated record. The coding region runs from base 1 to 282 and encodes 93 amino acids. NCBI's taxonomy places the organism in Eukaryota, Fungi, Ascomycota, Leotiomycetes, Helotiales, Sclerotiniaceae.